Glarea lozoyensis ATCC 20868 is the source of this 1497-nucleotide messenger RNA. RefSeq names its product S-adenosyl-L-methionine-dependent methyltransferase. The record is from RefSeq and is a predicted model, not a curated record. The transcript is spliced from 2 exons. Lineage: Eukaryota; Fungi; Ascomycota; Leotiomycetes; Helotiales; Helotiaceae. Gene Ontology annotation, biological process: methylation. Gene Ontology annotation, molecular function: methyltransferase activity. The coding region runs from base 1 to 1497 and encodes 498 amino acids.
AUGUCUACUUUUACGCCAGAUAACCAGAAUACUGUUCGCGAUAUUGUGGAUAUCAAGAAUAGGAUUCAGGUUACUGAGAAUGCCGACCUCAUCGAUCUCACAAGUGACGAUGAGCGAUCUGACCCGACAAGAUCCGGUGGAACUUACAGCAACGAAGUGAUUUCGAUCUCAGACAGUGAAAGGGGAUCUCCUGGAAAUGCUUCCAAAAAGCCGACAAUGGUGACACCGGAAGAGCUGGCGGAAAUUCUAGAGAAGCAUAGUAUCACGGGCGACCCCAGAGAAGCACGAAUGGAACCUGCGUCAAAAUUCGUCAGGGCGUACCUGAUCAAGAAUGAGCCAAAAUUUGUGAGAGUUAUGGAAUACAGAAAUCGGGGUUGGAUUGAGAAUAAGGAAAAGGGGGACGCGCACUUCAAGGCACAGCGAGCAAAGGCAGAUCAAGCGGACCAUUCUGGAGCGGAGAGAUUCUACAUAAUGAUGCAGCAGAUUGCGAAAGAGAUGCAUAUGGUUACUGGAGCUCUAGAGCCCCGUCAGCAAGAAGAACAACUGAAGUGUCUUGACAUUUGCAUGGCACCAGGAGGCUAUACAGCAGCGGUACUCGAACGCCAUCCCAAUGCCAAAUGUUUUGGUAUUACAUUACCUACGAAACAAGGUGGUCAUCCUCUGUACGUUUCCACCAAUGUACUGGCUGGCCUUAAACAGUUCGACGUCACUAUGCUGGCGAACGAGUAUUCGACAGGAGCUAUUCCAAGAAACCAUCCCGCGUAUUCCGAGUUUAUUCAUCUGCGCCCCUUCAACCAUUACAAAUUCGACCUCAUAUUUUGUGAUGGUAUGGUCCUGAGGACUCAAGAGCGUCCUUCAUAUCGCGAACAAGUGGAGGUCACACGUCUAGCCUGUUCUCAAAUGAUUCUGGCACUUCAAAGAAUUGCCGCUGGCGGUACAAUUGUAAUGCUACUACACAAAAUUGAUUCUUUCCAAGCUGCUUUUAUACUAUACACGUUUAGCAAAUUUGCGGAGGUCGAUUCGUUCAAACCAGCGAGAAAGCAUGGUUCUAGAUCUUCCUUCUAUAUGGUUGCAAAGAAUGUUAAGCCUCAAAGUACCGCUGCCAUAUCAGCAAUUGUGGAAUGGAAAAGCUCAUGGUGGCAGGCCACAUUUGGAGGUGAGGAUGGAACCGGUGAGCGCAAAGAGGACCCGCCAGAGAGUGUAGUUCGCCAGAUGCUUGAGGAGUACGGAGAGCGACUUAUUGAGAUGGGUCGACCAGUUUGGCGUAUUCAAGCAGAUAACUUGAGUCGAACAGACUACGCUGGCGAUGGUUCUGCUCAAGUCUUCCAGGACCGACGAGCAUCUUUGGGCUCUUCGCAUGAACGGACACCCAGAACGCCAAUUAGCGGCAAGAAUUUUGACUGGGGAAGAGCUAGAAAGGAAAAUGUUGCUCCUGUUAGUCCUUUAGCUAUGAAAAUGUCUGAUAUGGAUGGUUCUCCUUCAAUGAGUGGAGACUAA